Messenger RNA from Xiphophorus hellerii (green swordtail), 2215 nucleotides. RefSeq names its product MARVEL domain containing 3 (gene marveld3). The transcript has 4 exons. The record is from RefSeq and is a predicted model, not a curated record. Bases 407 to 1354 code for a protein of 315 amino acids. Lineage: Eukaryota; Metazoa; Chordata; Actinopteri; Cyprinodontiformes; Poeciliidae. Gene Ontology annotation, cellular component: membrane.
GACCUCGUGCUCUGUGUCCGGGUUGUGGCGUGAAUCGCAAAUCUUUGGACUUUUGAAGUUAAUUCAACCAACAAUAAGUUAGUUUUAAUCACCAUUCCCAGUGUGUACAGAAGUCUUCUUGUGGUUUUCAAACAAAGUCUAGACGAUACAGUGAAAAUAAAAGUAAUUUAACUAAUUUCUGCCUUAAUUUCCUUAUUUAGUCAAAUUCAACCUGAUGGGGAAAAAUAAACUGUUUUUGGUUAUAGUGUCUUGAUCAACAAAUGAAUGCAUUCAUGCUUCACGUGUGGAGGCACUGGCCCUGACUGAGUCCUACCCACGAUUCAGUCUGUGGAGAUGAAGUUACACACCUAACACAAAGACGUCUCACAUCAAGUGGGCGUGGACGCAGAACAGCAGGUAAAGGGAGAUGCCAGACAGGGGAAGACACCAUCGGAGGAGUGAUGUGUCCGCAGAGUCCAAGAGCAGGGAUUACUCACACAGGGGACAGCACUCUCUGUAUGAUAACCAGAGACACAGCCAAAACCCAGGAGGUGUAGAGGAGCGAUUCAGCAGUGACAGAAGAACCAAAGAGAACAGAAAGAGAGAAGUGACAAGUCCUCCUUUUCAUAAGGGGUCAGCUCCAUACAUUGCUCAUGAAAGGCCCUCAACACUGCCCAGAGAAACAUCAGUGUAUAACCAUGAGGUUUAUCAACAACAGCACAGAGAAGCCCUGUACAAUUUAAGGUACAUCCUAACCUCUAGAGGUAUCUGCCAGCUCAUGGAGAUCUCUGUGAAUCUUCUUAUCAUAAUCUGCGCCGCAGUGCCGUACAGCAACAACGGGGGUUACCGCGACCUGGCCAGCCUUGGAGGAAUUUACGCUUAUUACUUUGGAGGUGCCAGCGCCUUCACUGGAGCUGAUGCAGACAGAGUCAAGGAGCUGGACCGCCUCUUCCACCAGCUCAAGCAGCCUCCAUAUGUCUUUUCAAUGGCCUGCAGUGGGAUUUUGAUGAUAUAUGCCGGUGUCAUGUUUGCCCUGGGGGUCUUCAGGGUCUCCUACCGCUGGCCCAUUGCGCUGCUUGUGGAAGCUGUUGUGAAUUUUCUGAUUGGCUUAGGUUACAUCGCUGGGUUGGUUUUCUACUUUAUUAAAAUACAGGAAACCUACCAAAACCCCAUCUGUCAGGAGAGGGAACAGAUGUACAAGAGCAAAGGACACAAGGGCUUUGACUGCAACUUUAAUGGUGCAGAUAUCGCAGGAGGAUUGUUUGGAGUGGCAGGGAUUUUUGUUUUCAUCUUUGGUGGGGUGCUGGCAGUCAGAGCCUUCAAAUCAAUGCGAGAGCAGAAGAAUGAAAGAACAAAUGAGGACAAUUAUUUUUAAACAUGCUUUUCUUACUCACAUUAGAGAAAAAGUUUAACAGAUUGGAAGGGAUUUCCAUUAAGUCUUUUUCUGUAUUAAAUUUCUUUAUGCAAGCUGGAAUACUUUUUUAAUUCUUGAUGCUCUUUUCUUAUUUCUACUUUUGUACUGACCAUUAUUUUUUUUUGUAAAUGUCAUAAUAAACAGCCAGAUGAGAGUACAUACAAUUUCAUAAUUUUGGCAUGUAAAAAGAGGUAAUUGGAAAACAACUUUUCUUUCCACUUGUGAGAUGUAUGAUAGAACAUUUAACCUCUUGUAAAAAAAAAAAAAAUCAUAAGCUGUUCUUAAUAUGGGAUGUGUUAGGCAGAGGAGGAGUUGGUGAAAUAAAUUCAAAACUCAUCUUGUGAUCGCUUUAUUUCUUGUAUGAGACUAGGAUAAAUGACAGAAUCUUGCCCACCAAAACUAAGUAUAAGGGGGUAAAAUAGACUCAACUGACAAAUUAGCAUUUGACAAAAAUAAAACUAAUGCAGUGAUCGAUCAUGUAUAUCCUUUGAGAUUUGGAGCUUAAUGUUGGUUUGUGUUUGUGUGCGUGUGUCAGGGUUAGAGUUAACCCUAACCCUAAACUGAUAAAAUACUUUUUUAUAACUAUUAGUAUUGCUUCUCUUUUGACAUAAAACAACCGUUUUAACCUUGUCUUGAAAUCUAACAAUGCAAGAGCUACUCUGGUGGUUUGAAAAUAUUUACACAAGAAGUUUUUAUGUGUAGCUUUGUUGAUUUGAUGCACAUUUAUAAUAGUGAGCCUUUAAAUCUUUGCCAGACUACAGGGUGCAUUUCUAAGCUUGUCCAGUAGGUGGCAUUUACUUUAUUCAGCAAUGAACCAAAACA